Anopheles arabiensis is the source of this 2103-nucleotide messenger RNA. Its product is annotated as sphingomyelin phosphodiesterase-like. Gene Ontology annotation, cellular component: lysosome. Bases 80 to 1990 code for a protein of 636 amino acids. The transcript has 3 exons. NCBI's taxonomy places the organism in Eukaryota, Metazoa, Arthropoda, Insecta, Diptera, Culicidae. Gene Ontology annotation, biological process: ceramide biosynthetic process; sphingomyelin catabolic process. The record is from RefSeq and is a predicted model, not a curated record. Gene Ontology annotation, molecular function: acid sphingomyelin phosphodiesterase activity.
GGCGAUAGCACUCUAAAGUGUGCUGGACACCUGGGGCAGCGCGUGAACUUAGCAGCAGCAGCAGCCCGCUUUUAGUGCAAUGAAGUGUCAAGUGUCGGUGCUGCUUGGGGCAGCGCUGCUGUGCCUGGUGGUGUUGGUGCUGCAGCCAUCCACCGUACGGGCUGAUCGGUUGCAGCCGAAAGGAUACAAACAGACGGUGGAGAAGCUGCAAAAGUUUUACGCGUCGUUUGAGCAGCAAGUGUCGCGGGAAUUCCGCCGCUGGCAGCAACAAGGAUCCAUGACGCCCCACUUCCGCCACCUGAUCGCAGCGUCCGCCAUCGGGAAAAGUGAGCGAGCGCAGGAGAUCCGCGAGCUGCCCACCGCUCGGGAAGGACCGCUGUGUGCGAUCUGCCGCGGAUUUGGCGGCUCGGUGCUGGAGUUCCGCCGUGAAGGUGCAUCGCGGGAGGAAGUGUUCAACACGACGGUCGAACUCUGCACCAUGCUCAACCUGCAGGAGGAAUCGAUCUGUCGCGGGUUGAUCGAUCUAAACAUUGACACGAUCCUGUACAUUGUCGACAAUCGGCCGGAACUGUCUUCCGCGUCGCUGUGUGCGGUCGUGUUUCAAUCGGGUGCUUGUGUGCUGGAUGAUCCCACCUUUACCGAGUGGCAGGUGGAGCUGGAUCCGAAUGGAACGCCCGUGACCGCAUCGAAAGCGGGCACUCCCCAGCGUGGACCGAACGAUCUCAAGAUCGUACAGAUUACCGAUCUUCACUUUGACCCGAACUAUCGGCCCGGGUAUAAUGCGGAAUGUGGCGCUCCUGCCUGCUGCCGUGAGUCGCAGGGAGUGCCGGAGGAUCCGGCAGCCGGUGCCGGCCACUGGGGCGACUAUCGGAACUGUGAUACACCGUGGAAUGCGGUUGAAGAUCUGCUCGAUCGGGUGGCGGAAGAGCAUGCCGAUGCGGACUUUAUCUACCACACCGGGGACAUUAUCGAUCACGGCAUCUGGGAGACGUCGAUCGGGUACAAUGUACGCUCGAUCAGCCGUGUGGUGGAAAAGUUCCGCCAAACGUUCGGUGAAACGCCCGUCUACAACAUUCUCGGCAAUCACGAGGCCCACCCGACGAACGUGUACGAGCUGGGGGAGGUUACGCGGCCAGACUUUUCCACCAACUGGCUGUACCACCUGUCGGCCGAUCUGUGGAGCCAGUGGUUGCCCCAGGCAGCGCAGCAAACGAUCCGGCUGGGCGGGUACUAUACCGCGCUGGUGUCGCCCGGCUUUCGGGUGAUUGCGCUGAACAAUAACGAUUGCUACACGUUCAACUGGUGGAUUCUGUUCCAGCCGGACGCACUGAAGGGCCAGCUGCAGUGGCUGCACGAUGUGCUGCUGCAGGCGGAGCGGGCGGGCGAGAAGGUGCACAUUCUGGCGCAUUUGCCCAUAUCGUCCGAUUGUUUCAGUGUGUGGCAGCGCGAGUAUAGGCGCAUUUUGGAGCGUUUCCGCGACACGAUCAGCGCCCAGUUCCAUGGGCAUACGCACAAGGAUGAGUUUAAUGUGUUUUACGCGAGCGAAAGUCCGGAGCAUGCGGUUGGCGUGGCGUGGAACGGUGGUAGCGGUACGUCGCACACGAACGUCAACCCGAACUACGUCGUGUACUACGUCAAUCCGGAGACUUACGAAGUAACGGACUUUGAGUCGUACGCGUACAAUCUAACCUCCGCCAACAUGUCGCCGGACGAGCGUCCGGCCUGGUUCCGCAUGUACUCGUUCCAGGAGGAGUACGGCCUGUCCGAUCUUAGCCCGGCCGGCGUGGACGAGAUGAUCCAGCGGCUGGGCACACCGGCCGGGCGCGAUGAGCUGCGCCGCUACUGGGAGUACAAGGUGAAGCUGGCGGAUGCAUCGCUUGCGACCGACUGCACUGAUGAGUGUUUGCUCAAUCAUCUGUGCGAGAUUGUCACCAAUCAGGCCGAUGACUUGAGAAAGUGUCAAGAGCUGUCGGAGACGUUCUUCGAUUGAGGGGACAAAAAUGGAACAGAAAAUUGCGUAUGCGUUUUAUAAACGUCCGGUGAAGAAUGGGAAAGGGGGAAUGCAAAGGAAUCUAAAAUAAAGUUACAAAAUUGUUAAGUCCA